This is a messenger RNA of Torulaspora delbrueckii, 2595 nucleotides long. RefSeq names its product H(+)-transporting V0 sector ATPase subunit a (gene STV1). Lineage: Eukaryota; Fungi; Ascomycota; Saccharomycetes; Saccharomycetales; Saccharomycetaceae. Gene Ontology annotation, molecular function: ATPase binding; proton-transporting ATPase activity, rotational mechanism. Gene Ontology annotation, cellular component: vacuolar proton-transporting V-type ATPase complex; vacuolar proton-transporting V-type ATPase, V0 domain; fungal-type vacuole membrane. The record is from RefSeq and is a predicted model, not a curated record. Gene Ontology annotation, biological process: proton transmembrane transport; vacuolar acidification. Bases 1 to 2595 code for a protein of 864 amino acids. The transcript has a single exon.
AUGACUUAUGUCCAAUUGUAUAUACCGCUCGAAAUCUCGAGAGAAGUGGUUUGUUUACUGGGGAAUCUUGGGAACUUGAUGUUUAGAGACCUCAAUCGAGAUCUAACAGCAUUCCAGAGAGCAUAUGUGGAUCAAGUACGGAAAUUCGAUGAUGUUGAGAGGCUUGUAUUACAUAUGAGAGAAGUGGCUGAUAAGCAUGCCGAAGCUACGUGGAAGUACAUCCUGCAUACUGAUGAUGAGGGAAACGAUCUUCAGCGACCAAGCUUGGCCCAAUUAGUCAGUACUAUGCAUACCCAUUCGCACGACUCUAUUCACGAGAUGGUAGAGGAUAUAACAUCUUUUGAAGGUCGUGUUCGACAGAUGGACCAGUCACUGAUCAACCUGCGAGAAAGAUUGAAUGGUCUGCUGGAACAAAGAUGUGUUAUAUUCGAAUGCUCGCGCUUUUUGGAAGGAAAUCCUGGGAUUUUUGGUAGAGUGGCUCGAGAACAAAGAGAAUUGAUGGAUGUCGAUGAGUUUAGUCUUGCAGGUGACGAGGUUAGUGAAAAUUUAAGCGAUACCUUUUCAUUUGACGAUGGAAUUGAAGGAGCUGGUCUCUAUGAACAAGCGCAAAAUAAUUCAAGACGUGAUAGUGGGUCAAGUGGGAACUUCGAUCUCCUAGAACGUGGGUUCCACAAUAGAUUCAUGAUAGCGGGUUCGAUCAAAAGAGAUAAGAUCGAUGUUUUGAAUAGAAUUAUCUGGAGAUUACUUCGUGGUAAUCUAUUUUUUCAGAAUUUCGCCAUUAAUGAACCACUUUUAGAGGAUGGUGAAAGAGUUGAAAAGGAUUGUUUCGUUGUGUUUACCCAUGGUGAUACUUUGCUACAAAAAGUGAGACGAGUAGUGGAUUCAUUAGGUGGUAAGGUUUUUUCUUUAGAUCAGCAAUCACAUGAAUCUUUGCAGAGGCUUAAUGACAAGAUUUCCGAUCUUCAACAAAUUGUUCUCACAACAGAACAAACUCUACAUACAGAGCUGCUAGUCGUCACUGAUCAGCUACCAAUGUGGAACGCCAUGGUUAAAAGGGAAAAAUAUAUCUUUGCAACGUUGAACCUUUUCAAGCAAGAAUCACACGGCCUUGUGGCAGAAGGAUGGAUUCCAAGCUCGGAUCUCACGACAGUUUCCAAUUCUCUGAAGGACUACAGUGAUAGCGUGGGAUCAGAAUAUAGCACAGUGGUAAGUGUCAUUCACACUAACAAGUUACCGCCGACGUACCAUAGAACGAACAAAUUUACUCAGGCAUUUCAGUCCAUUGUCGACGCUUACGGUAUUGCCACAUAUAAGGAGAUUAAUCCCGGACUAGCGACUGUAGUGACCUUCCCCUUCAUGUUCGCUAUUAUGUUCGGUGACUUAGGUCAUGGUUUCAUUUUAUUUCUUGUUGGUCUCGUUUUAUGGCUGAACGAGAACAAGUUUGAAACCAUGACUAGGGGUGAAAUCUUCGACAUGGCGUACACAGGUAGGUACGUUAUUGUUUUGAUGGGGGCAUUCUCUAUGUACACGGGAUUGAUGUACAAUGACAUUUUCUCCAAGUCAAUGACACUGUUCAAAUCUGGAUGGCAAUGGCCUUCAACAUUCAAAAUAGGUGAAACGCUCGAAGCCACUAAAGUGGGAGUAUAUCCUUUUGGUUUAGACUUUGCGUGGCAUUCAACUGAUAAUGGCCUUCUAUUCUCCAAUUCAUACAAGAUGAAGCUAUCGAUCCUAAUGGGUUUCAUUCACAUGACCUAUUCUUUCAUGUUCUCGUACAUCAACUAUAAGAACAGGCACUCUACUGUGGACAUUAUUGGUAACUUUGUGCCAGGGCUAAUAUUCAUGCAAUCUAUUUUUGGUUAUUUGUCUUGGGCAAUCAUCUAUAAAUGGUCAAAGGACUGGAUAAAGGAUGAGAGACCUGCUCCUGCACUACUAAACAUGUUGAUCAACAUGUUUUUAGCUCCAGGGACCGUCGAUGAGCAGCUUUACCGUGGCCAGGCUUUCCUACAGACUGUACUUUUGAUAGCGGCGUUGGUUUGUGUUCCAUGGCUUCUUCUUUACAAACCUUUAACUCUCAGACGUCAGAACAAACACGCAAUUGACAACGGUUAUCAAAGUGUGAGCGACCAACAACAUACUGAAUCUUUGAUCGACUCUCAGCAGGAUGCUGGAGAUGAUAUGGUUGUUACUGAUUUCGGCAACGAAGAGGAACAUAAGCAAUUCAAUUUCGGAGACGUCAUGAUUCACCAGGUUAUUCACACGAUCGAGUUUUGUUUAAACUGCAUUUCUCACACUGCGUCUUACCUCCGUCUAUGGGCAUUAUCCCUUGCUCAUGCCCAGUUAUCCAGCGUUUUAUGGUCAAUGACUAUUCAAAAUGCAUUCUCAUCAGAUGAUUCAGGAUCGCCUUUAGCGGUUACCAAGGUUGUUGUACUGUUUGGAAUGUGGUUUGUUUUGACGGUUUGUAUUCUAGUUGCCAUGGAGGGUACGUCAGCCAUGCUACAUUCUUUACGUCUUCAUUGGGUUGAGGCCAUGUCCAAGUUCUUUGAAGGUGAAGGUUACGCUUAUGAGCCGUUUUCUUUUGAGAAUAUAAUUGAAUGA